Melanotaenia boesemani (Boeseman's rainbowfish) is the source of this 5222-nucleotide messenger RNA. Its product is annotated as vitellogenin-2-like. The record is from RefSeq and is a predicted model, not a curated record. Gene Ontology annotation, molecular function: lipid carrier activity. Gene Ontology annotation, biological process: lipid transport. The coding region runs from base 27 to 5132 and encodes 1701 amino acids. NCBI's taxonomy places the organism in Eukaryota, Metazoa, Chordata, Actinopteri, Atheriniformes, Melanotaeniidae. The transcript is spliced from 34 exons.
UGACAGACAUUGUCAUCUCUGCAGACAUGAAGGCUGCUGUAUUAGCCCUCUUUGUGGCCCUUGUGGGGGGCAGCCAAAUCAGCUUUGCCCCAGAGUUUGCUACUGGAAAGACCUAUGAGUACAAAUAUGAAGCAUAUCUCCUGGGCGGCCUGCCUGAAGAGGGCCUAGCACGGGCAGGGGUAAAAAUCCAAAGUAAAGUUUUGAUCAGCGCAAUAUCUCCUGACGCCUACAUUCUAAAGCUUGAAGACCCUGUGCUUUAUGAGUACAGUGGCUUCUGGCCCAAAGAUGUUUAUGUCCCAGCCACCAAGCUCACCUCAGCCCUGUCUGCUCAGCUUUUGACUCCCAUCAAGUUUGAGUAUGCCAACGGUGUGGUUGGUAAAGUUUUUGCACCGGAAGGAGUCUCUGCAACUGUGCUGAAUAUCUACAGAGGAAUCCUCAACAUCCUUCAGCUGAACAUCAAGAAGACCCAGAAUGUGUAUGAGCUGCAAGAGCCUGGAGUUCAGGGUGUGUGCAAGACCCACUAUGUCAUCAGUGAGGAUUCAAAGGCUGAGCGCAUCCAUCUGACCAAGACCAAGGACCUGAAUCACUGCCAAGAGAGAAUCUUUAAGGACUUCGGCUUGGCAGGUUACAUAGAGAGAUGUGCUGAGUGUGAGGCUAGAGGCAAAACAAUGAAGGGAGCAGCUGCCAUUAACUAUGUCAUGAAGCCCUCAACCUCUGGUGCCCUGAUCUUGGAGGCAACUGCUACAGAGCUCAUCCAGUACUCACCUUUAAGCAUCCUGAAUGGUGCUGCCCAAAUGGAGUCCAAGCAAAUCCUGACCUUCCUGGACAUCAAGGAGGCUCCAGUAGAGCCAAUCAGAGCUGACUAUCUCCACCGUGGAUCGCUGAUGUACGAGUUUGGCAGUGAACUCCUCCAGACACCAAUUCAGCUUCUGAGGAUCAGCAAUGCAGAGGCUCAGAUUAUUGAGACUCUAAACCGCCUGGUAACCCUCAAUAUGGAUAAAGCCCAUGAAGAUUCCCCUUUCAAGUUUAUUGAGCUUAUCCAGCUGCUGCGUGUGGCCAGAUAUGAGAGCAUCGAAGCCCUGUGGAGUCAGUUCAAAUCUCGAAAUGAUUACAGGAACUGGAUCCUGAGCUCUGUCCCUGCCAUUGGCACUCAUGCUGCCCUUAAAUUCAUCAAGGAGAAGUUCAUUUCCGGUGAUCUGACUUAUGCUGAAACAGCUGAAGCUCUGAUGUCAUCUGUAUAUUUGGUGGCAGCUGACCUGGAGGCCAUCAAGCUUGUAGAGGGCCUGGCUAUGACCCCCAAGAUUCAAGAAGACCCAGUUUUGCGUGAGAUUGCCAUGCUAGGCUUUGGCAGCAUGGUUUCCAAAUACUGUUCAGAGUUCCCUACUUGUCCAUCUGAGCUUGUGAGGCCUGUCCAUGACCUCAUUAUCAGAGCUCUUGAAAAAGGUGACAUUGAUGAACUCACCAUAGCUCUGAAAGUUUUGGGUAAUGCAGGACAUCCCAGCAGCCUGAAGCCAAUCAUGAAGCUCCUUCCUGGCUUUGGUAGCUCUGCUUCCAGUCUCCCCCACAGAAUCCAUAUUGAUGCUGCUCUGGCCUUGAGGAAAAUUGCAAAGAGGGAGCCCAAGUUGAUCCAGGACAUGGCUGUUCAGUUGUUCAUGGACAAGAGUCUCGACCCAGAGCUCCGUAUGGUUGCUACUGUUGUGCUUUUUGAAACUAACCUGCCCAUGGGUCUGGUGACUACUCUUGCUGAGAACCUCUUGAAAGAACCAAACCUGCAGGUCUCUAGCUUUGUCUACUCCUACAUAAAGGCCUUUACCAAGACCACCUCCCCUGACUAUUCCUCUGUUUCUGCCGCAUGUAACGUUGCCAUUAGGAUCCUCAGCCCCAAACUUGACAGACUGAGCUACCGCUUCAGCAGAGCUUUCUACUAUGAUACCUAUCACAAUCCUUGGAUGCUGGGUGCAGCUGCCAGUGCCUACUACAUCAAUGAUGCUGCAACUGUUUUGCCCAGAGCCAUCAUGGCUAAAGCUCGCACCUACAUGGCUGGCACUUACGUUGAUGUUUUUGAGGUUGGAGUGAGAGCUGAGGGAAUCCAGGAGGCCCUUUUGAAAAUCCGUAAUGUUCCAGGGAACACCGACAGGAUCACCAAAGUGAAACAAGCUAUUAAGGCACUUUCUGAGUGGAAGGCUGAUCCUUCAAGCCAGCCCCUGGCCUCUGCAUAUGUGAAAGUGUUUGGACAGGAAAUUGCCUUUGCAAACAUUGACAAAGCAGUCUUUGAACAGAUUAUUGAGCUUGCAAACAGACCUGAAAUCCGCACUUACGGCAGAAAUGUUUUGGAUGCUGUGCUGUCCGGUUACACACUGCAUUAUUCUAAACCAAUGCUGGCUGUUGAGGUUCGUCACAUCUUCCCCACCUCUCUUGGUCUUCCCAUGGAGCUCAGUUUCUAUACUGCUGCUGUGGCUGCUGCAUCUGUUGAAGUACAAGCCAGUGUUUCACCACCUCUGCCUGAGAACUUCCACCCUGCCCAGCUUCUGAAAUCUGAUAUCUCUGUGAGAGCUGAAAUUGCUCCAAGUGCUUCCAUGCACACCUAUGCUGUUAUGGGGGUGAAUACGGUUUUCCUCCAAGCUGCUAUGGUGACAAGAGCCAAAGUUCACACAGUUGUCCCUGCAAAGAUGGCAGCAAGAUUUGACAUGAAUAAAGGUUACUUCAACUUCCAGCUCCUACCUGUUCAUGGCGUUAAAACGAUUGGAUCUGCAUUGGUCGAUACAUUUGCUGUUGCAAGAAAUGUGGAAGACAUUGAAGCUGCCAGAUUCACACCAAUUUUCCCAGCUGAGCCUGUGACACAGAUGUCAAGUCGGAAUUUCUCCUCAAUGAUUUCAAGGAUGACAUCGUCUCUGGAUAGCAGUAUGUCUGCAUCAUCUGAAAUCAUCCCUGCUGACAUUCAACAUCAUCUUGUCAGCAAAAUGAAACUUCCCAAAGCCUUUAUGAGGAAACUGUGUGCUGCAAGUGAAACAUUUGGAAUCAAAUUCUGCGCUGAGGUUGAGUCUCGCAACACCUCCUUUCUCAGAAGCACCCCACUCUAUGUUAUUGUUGGAAAGCAUGCCAUUACCAUUGAGGUUUCCCCAGCUGCAGGACCAGCUGUUGAAAGGAUUGAAAUUGAGGUUCAGGUUGGAGAAAACGCAGCUGAAAAGAUCAUUAAAGUGGUUAACAUGAGUGAGGAGGAGGAAACUCUUGAAGAUAAGAACGUCCUGAUGAAACUCAAGAAGAUUCUGGUUCCUGGUCUGAAGAACAGCACGGCAUUCUCAUCCAGCUCCAGCAGCUCACGGUCAAGCAGCUCCCGUUCAAGCGCCUCCUCAUCUGCAUCUUCCAAGACAUCCUCUAGCUCUUCUUCUCGCCACAGAAGUAAGAUGAUUGAUCUCUCUGACCUAUUUAACAUUAUAUCAAAGAGCUCUUCCAGCAGCUCCUCCAGCAACAGCUCAAGCAGCUCUUCCAGCAGCUCAUCCAGCAGCUCAUCCAGCAGCCGGUCAUCUCUCCUCUCCAGUGUCUCCUCCAGCUCAAGCUCCUCCAGGUCCAGCUCCAUGUCUAAGCAAGAACUGUAUGACAUGAAUUUCACCAAGAACCACAUCCACCAGCAUUCCAUGUCUACAGAGCGUGUCAACAGCAAGAGCAGUGCCCACAGCUUCGAAUCCAUCUACAAGAAGACCAAGUACCUCUCCAAUACCGUCGCCCCUUCUGUUACUGUUCUCAUCCGAGCUGUCAGAGCUGACCACAAGAACCAGGGAUACCAGAUAGCGGCUUACUAUGACAAAGAAAAUGCCAGAGUUCAAGUAAUUUUUGCCAACCUAACCGAAAAUGACAACUGGAGAAUGUGCGCCGAUGGUGUGAUGUUGAGCCACCACAAGCUGAUGGCCAGGAUUGCCUGGGGCAUUCAGUGCAAGCAAUACAACACAACGCUCAUCGCUGAAACUGGUGUUGUGGCUAAACAACAUGCAGUCCGUAUGAAGAUGGCUUGGGGUAGACUCCCUGAGAGAAUGACAGCAUAUGCAGAGAGGAUCUCUGAGUACCUGUCCCGUAUUGCUAUGGAAAAUGGAGUAAGGCAGCUAAAGGUCAAGAAUGUUCCUAAAGAAAUCAAGCUGACUGUAGCUGUUGCCAAUGAAACAAGUUUAAAUGUUGUGUUGAAGACACCAAAGAGUACCAUUUACAAGACCGGAAUGGGUCUACCCAUUUCUCUGCCAAUUGGAGACACUGCUACUGAGCUUGAAGCAUACCCAGGCAACUUGACUGACAGAAUCUCCUACAUACUCACCAAGGCCUAUGCUGCUGAGUGCUCCGUGGCAAAUGAGACACUGAUAACAUUCAACAAGAGGAAAUAUAAAGCCGAGAUGCCACACGCUUGCCAACAGGUCUUGGCUCAGGAUUGCACAUCAGAUCUCAAAUUUGUGGUUUUGAUAAGGAGGGACCAAGCACAGGAACAGAAUCUGAUCAAUGUCAAGAUUGAAGACAUUGAUGUCGACAUGUAUCCUAAGGACAAUGCUGUGAUGGUGAAGAUUAACGGAGUUGAAAUUCCUGUCAGCAACCUGCCAUAUCAGCAUCCAGCAGGCGGCAUCGCUAUCAGACAGAGAGGAGAUGGCGUCUCUCUCCACGCUCCAAGUUAUGGCCUUCAGGAGGUCCUGUUAAAUUCCACUGCUCUGAAGGUACAAGUUGUAGACUGGAUGAGAGGCCAUACUUGUGGACUCUGUGGAAAGGCUGAUGGAGAAGUCAGACAGGAGUAUCGCAUGCCCAAUGAACGGGUUGCCAAGAACGCAACCAGCUUCGCUCAUUCCUGGGUUGUUCCUAGCGAGAGCUGCCGUGAUGAAUCUGAGUGUUUCAUGAAGCUGGAAUCUGUAAAGCUGGACAAGAAGGUCAGACUUCUGGGUCAGGACUCCAAAUGCUACUCUGUUGAGCCUGUGCUGCGCUGUCUGCCUGGCUGCAUGCCACUUAGAGCCACCAACGUUACUGUUGGUUACCAUUGCCUGCCCAUUGAGUCAAAUCUGAAUCGUGCUGAUGGUCUCAGCAGCAUCUUCGAGAAGAGCAUUGACCUGCGAGAGACAGCAGAGGCCCACCUGGCCUGUCGCUGCACUGCUCAGUGUGCCUAAUUUCAUUGUCUUCUGUCAUAAAAGUUUUAUUCUAUGUUGUAUGUAAGUUUGUGAGCAAGUUUGUGAGCAUAAAUAAAUGGAAGAAGCUCA